Messenger RNA from Pleuronectes platessa (European plaice), 2493 nucleotides. RefSeq names its product purine-rich element binding protein Bb (gene purbb). Bases 16 to 942 code for a protein of 308 amino acids. NCBI's taxonomy places the organism in Eukaryota, Metazoa, Chordata, Actinopteri, Pleuronectiformes, Pleuronectidae. Gene Ontology annotation, biological process: regulation of transcription by RNA polymerase II. Gene Ontology annotation, molecular function: RNA polymerase II transcription regulatory region sequence-specific DNA binding; purine-rich negative regulatory element binding; DNA-binding transcription factor activity, RNA polymerase II-specific. The record is from RefSeq and is a predicted model, not a curated record. The transcript has a single exon. Gene Ontology annotation, cellular component: nucleus.
UGUGUGGAGCUGAAGAUGGCGGAUGGAGACAGCGGGAGUGAGCGAGGCGGUAGCAGCGGGGGAGGCGGCGGCGGUGGUGGUGGUGGCGGCGGUGGUGGCAGCGGGGGCCUCCAGCACUUCCAGCGGGACCAGGAGACCCAGGAGCUGGCGUCCAAGCGUCUCGACAUCCAGAACAAGCGCUUCUACCUGGACGUCAAGCAGAACAGCAAGGGCAGGUUUAUCAAAAUCGCAGAGGUCGGGGCCGGAGGCUCCAAAAGUCGCCUGACCCUCUCGCUGUCGGUGGCGGCGGAGUUCCGUGACUACCUCGGGGAUUUCAUCGAGCACUACGCCCAGCUGGGGCCUAGCAGUCCGGAGCAGAUAGCCCAGGCUGCUGCGGGGGAGGAUGGCGGGCCCAGGCGAGCGCUCAAGAGCGAGUUUCUUGUCCGGGAGAAUCGCAAGUACUACCUUGACCUGAAGGAGAACCAGAGGGGGAGGUUCCUGCGGAUCCGGCAGACCGUGAACCGUGGACCUGGCUUUGGAGUCGGGGGCCCAGUGGGCGGCAUGCUCUCCGGCCAGACCAUAGCCCUUCCGGCCCAGGGGUUAAUAGAGUUUAGAGACGCCCUCGCUAAGCUCAUAGAUGACUACGGGGGAGACGACGAGGAGCUGGCCGGUGGCACGGUCGCCGGCGGCUACGGUGAGCUCCCCGAGGGCACCUCCAUCAUGGUGGACUCCAAGCGGUUCUUCUUCGACGUCGGCUCCAACAAAUACGGGGUGUUCCUGCGUGUGAGCGAGGUGAAGCCCAGCUACAGGAACUCUAUCACCAUCCCCUUCAAAGCCUGGGGCAAAUUCGGAGGAGCUUUCAGCAGAUACGCCGAGGAGAUGAAGGAGAUCCAGGAGCGGCAGCGGGAUAAAUUGUACGAGAGGAGGGAUGAGUCCGAGGGAGACGAGGUGGAGGACGACUGAUAAAUCAGACGGCUGUUAGUCCAAUUACACGACAGAUCUGCAAUAUAGGAGUAUUUUGCAAAAAAAAUAUAAUACAAAAAAAAAAAAGAUUAAAAAAGACCGAUAAAGUGCAUGAAAAAUCGUGCUGUUAUAGCCUACUAAAGUAUCGUGGAGUAAAAAAAAGUACUUGUGCAGGGAGAAAUUUGUGUAUUAUCCUAAAGUUUGUAGGGUCGAGGGUUGGAAAGGUCGUUUGAAUCUCUGAAAGUGAAUAAAAAGUGGACUAAAUGUUUAACUGAGAUAUUUCUCACCGGCUGAAAGGCGAGAGAAAACUACUAAAACCAGCAACUUGGUUUUUAUAUCUAGAAAAUAAGCCAAUGAAUGCUUUCCUAUUCGAGACAUAGUUUAUAUUUUAAGAGUGAGGAGUCAAACUGUUUAAGAUGUUUUCCUUGCUCACUCCAGGGAGAGAACCUAGCAUCCAUUGUAUUCCUGUUCAGACCAGGUCUCUCCUCAGGGGGUAGUUUUGGGGAUUUCUUGCAAGUCAGUCAGAUGAGCCUGAGGGGCAAUGUACAGCGAGCUGCUGUCACUCGAUGGAUGUUCCGCGUUAGAUGACGGGUCAGCAGAUGAAGAGCUGUCAAACAGCAUGGAGGCAAGCAGCAGCCGGCCGUUCAUUGAAAAGCUUGCCUGAAAAAAUGUUAAGGGAGAGGAUUAUCUGUGAGACCAAACAACAACGGCCUUGCAGACUAAAUUAAAGCUUUUGACUCCAGUAGUCAAUUACAGUGCAGAUCAGCUGGGUUUUAUGUUAUACAUACAAUCUUGGCAAUAUUUUCAAAGCAUAAGUCGCAUCGUUUUCAGUAAGAUUCACAUUUAGAGAUGACGAGCCGUCUGUUCUCCUGACACCAGAGCAUCCCUGGCGUUUGAGAACAGCUGCUUUGGAGAGCCAACAUGUGGGCAGAGGACUGUCUUUUUGUGGGAGCCAACCACACCAGGGACAAAUGUAUGUAUAUAUAUAUAUAUAUAUUGGGACUUUUAACAAUUAGCUCCCGAGUGUCUCUACAAGCAGUCCAGAAAACCAGCUGUUGGAGAGGAGCCUCAGACACACUGGAGCUUCUCUGAUCUCUUCAUUCUGCAGAGCAUCAGCGAUGAGCUUUGCCAUCAGCCUCUGUGUCGUGGACAGAGCUGGACAGGCGUCCGUCUCAACCAGCCACGCUUCAUUUUCUGAUGUAUCAACUAACAUCCUCUGACACAUGAAGACCCUGGACAGAAACACAUUCAUGGAUUGUUUUCUUUUUGUUUUGGGUUUUUUCUCUGUGUGCGUGUGUGUUGUUUUUUUUUCAAAAGAACUAUAUUGAAAUGAGAUUCUACUUAUAGGAAUGAUAUUAUCGAACAAACCAGCAGAAGAUAUUUUGAAAUACUUAUAAUGGAAAAUGUAUUGUUUAAAUGAAUUUCAUUACUAUAAAAUUAAAUGAAAAGGUUAAUUUCUUAAAACAAAGUUGUGACUCAAACCUCCAGAUUGGUUUUUCCAAGAGUAAAAGUAUAACACUUCCUUAAUUAAAACUACUUGAAACACAACAA